AUGACGUCAAAAGGUGACGUCAAUGCAACCGCUCUCUAUAUAUCCAUAGAUAUUAUACAAAAUAGUCCCCAGGUUUGUCCUUAUGGUUUGUAUGCUGAACAAUUGUCAGGGACUGCCUUUACUUGUCCAAGGGAAACUAAUAAAAGAAGUUGGUUGUAUCGUAUCAGACCAUCCGUUGGUCACACUCCAUACAAACCUCUUGAUGAAGGAAGAGUUGAGAGUGACUUUUCAAAAUGGCCACCCAAUCCUAACCAGUUCCGCUGGCAACCUUUUAAAAUACCUGAAGAGAAGACCGACUUUGUUCAAGGGCUGAAUACAAUAUGUGGAGCUGGUGACCCUAAGUCAAGGAAUGGCAUAUCAGUCUAUAUCUAUUUAUGCAAUACUUCAAUGACAGACAAGUGUAUGUAUAAUGCUGAUGGAGACUUUCUGAUAGUUCCACAAGAAGGGCCCCUUCAUAUAUACACUGAAUUUGGACAGCUUUAUGUUCAGCCCAAUGAAAUUGUUGUCAUUCAGCAAGGGAUGAAGUUUUCAGUGAAUGUGUCUGGCCCCAGCAGAGGAUACAUUCUUGAGGUAUACAAUGGACAUUUUCAGUUGCCUAAUCUUGGACCAAUUGGAGCGAAUGGUUUAGCAAAUCCACGAGACUUCUUGUCUCCUGUUGCGUGGUAUGAGGACAGAGAUAAUAUAUCUUAUAAUGUUGUUGGGAAAUUUCAAGGAAAACUCUUCACUUGUUCUCAAGAUCAUUCACCUUUUGAUGUGGUUGGUUGGCAUGGUAAUUACGCACCGUUUAAAUAUGAUUUGUCUACUUUCAUGGUAAUAAAUACAGUGUCAUUUGAUCAUGCUGAUCCAUCCAUAUUUACUGUCUUGACGUGCCCUAGCAACACUCCUGGUGUGGCUGUCGCAGAUUUUGUUAUAUUCCCUCCUCGCUGGUCAGUGGGAGAGCAUACCUUCAGGCCUCCUUAUUAUCACCGUAAUUGUAUGAGUGAGUUUAUGGGUAUCAUAAGUGGAGUCUAUGAUGCUAAGAAGGACAAUCGACCAGGAGGAGCAACACUCCAUAGCAUGAUGACACCACAUGGACCUGAUGCAGCAAUGUUUAAGAAAGCUACAACGGAUGAACUGAAACCUUUUAAGCUGGAGAAUAACAUGGCCUUUAUGUUUGAGUCUUCAUUCAGUAUGGCUGUUACACAAUGGGGAGAGAAAGAUUGCGGUACUUUAGAAGAUGCUUAUUUCAAGUGUUGGGCUGGAAUUCAGAAAUAUUUUGAUCCUAACAAUAAAUAAGAAACUUGUAUUAUACUUGCUGUUCUGAUUAUUAUCAUUUGAAUUACAAA
Amphimedon queenslandica is the source of this 1325-nucleotide messenger RNA. RefSeq names its product homogentisate 1,2-dioxygenase-like. The coding region runs from base 1 to 1275 and encodes 424 amino acids. Lineage: Eukaryota; Metazoa; Porifera; Demospongiae; Haplosclerida; Niphatidae. Gene Ontology annotation, molecular function: homogentisate 1,2-dioxygenase activity. Gene Ontology annotation, biological process: L-phenylalanine catabolic process. The record is from RefSeq and is a predicted model, not a curated record. Gene Ontology annotation, cellular component: cytoplasm. The transcript is spliced from 12 exons.